AUGCGGUUUUACAAGUAUUGUGAUUUAGUCAACGCUAAUACUAACUAUGCAAAUCGGAUGAAGAUGCUCAGCAAUCGUAUUUUUGGUGAAGUUGUACGGCCAACUAAUGAAAAAUCUAUGAGGGUAGUGAAAAUGUUUAGUGAAGAACCAUUAUACAAAAAAGAAAAUGUUAUAAACUACUAUCCUCGUCAUAUAGAGACGGGAUUAUUAAUGAAGAAACUCCGAGAAUAUGGUUUGUUUAGAGAUGAACAUCAAGAUUUUAUUGAAGAAAUGAGAAGACUUAAAGCUCUAAGGGGAAAAGUGUUUGUUAAAGGAGAAAAAAAAAGAAAAGCAAAGAGUAUUUUAUAA
Molecule: messenger RNA, 348 nt
Organism: Macrosiphum euphorbiae (potato aphid)
Lineage: Eukaryota; Metazoa; Arthropoda; Insecta; Hemiptera; Aphididae
Source: the annotation of a GenBank genome assembly